Molecule: messenger RNA, 2327 nt
Organism: Haliotis rubra (blacklip abalone)
Lineage: Eukaryota; Metazoa; Mollusca; Gastropoda; Lepetellida; Haliotidae
Product: tRNA-dihydrouridine(47) synthase [NAD(P)(+)]-like
Exons: 10
Coding region: 257-2302 (681 amino acids)
Biological process (GO): tRNA processing
Molecular function (GO): RNA binding; metal ion binding; flavin adenine dinucleotide binding
Source: RefSeq, a predicted model, not a curated record
GAAAACGUCGUUACGACAAUAACUAUUAACAUCAUUGUUAAACAACAAUUAUGUGUAUUAAAAUACUGAUUUCUGUUUUAUUUUGGCUACAAAAGAAAGCAAACAUACAAAUCUAAAGUAAUAGACAGAAAACAAUUGUCGUAACAAGGAAGCAGGACCCUUUUGGAUAACAGCAUGUUACCGAGUUUCAUCGGUCUUUCAUCACAGACGAUCGAGGGGAGGGUUGUGAACAGAAAAAUCUUGCACACUUGUAAGCAUGGAAGAGGAGAAUUUAAUUGACUCUUGUAACCCAGCUGGAACUGAGAAACUGGUAGACACUGGUAACAUCGAGAAACUGGUAGACACUGGUAACACCGAGAAACUGGCAGACUCUGGUUACACCGAGAAACUGGUAGACUCUGGUAACACUGAGAAACUGGCAGACUCUGGUAACACCGAGAAACUGGUAGACACUGGUAACACUGAGAAACUGGAAGACACUGGUAACACUGAGAAACUGGUUGACACUGGUAACACUGAGAAACUGGAAGACACUGGUAACACUGAGAAACUGGUUGACACUGGUAACACUGAGAAACUGGAAGACACUGGUAACACUGAGAAACUGGUUGACACUGGUAACACUGAGAAACUGGUUGACACUGGUAACACCAAGAAACUGGCAGACUCUGGUAACACCGAGAAACUGGUAGACACUGGUAACACUGAGAAACUGGUAGACACUGGUAACACUGAGAAACUGGAAGACACUGGUAACACUGAGAAACUGGUAGACACUGGUAACACUGAGAAACUGGUUGACACUGGUAACACCAAGAAACUGGUAGACACUGGUAACACUGAGAAACUCGAGGACAGUGGUAAUCCUGAAAGCACAAAUGUUAAUGCAACGAGCAUGAAGCGACCAUUGGAAGAUGAGGACAGUGUUAAUGAUGCACAUGUUCAACUGUCUGACGAACAAAUACAGAUGAACUUCCGCAAGUCAAAUAUGGCCUGGAUAAAGCCACAGUACAUUCUGCCUAGAGAAAGCCAGAAGGCAUCACAGAAGGUACAACAGAACAAAUCUGAACCACCCUCAAAGAAGCAGAAGACAACCGGUCGCAACCGGAACCGACCUGUCGACCGAGGACCCCCAGCUGCAGAAAAAGUCUGUCCCUCCAUCAUCAUGGAACGAGAUUGUUUUUAUGGAAGUUCAUGCAAAUUCUGCCACGAUGUAGGCAAGUUUAUGGCUAAUAAGCCUCCUGACAUUGGUGACAAAUGCUACGUGUUUGAGAACUAUGGGCGAUGCUCACAAAGUAUAGCGUGUAGAUAUGGCAGUAAACACAUCGAUUCCGACUUUAAGAAUGUCGUCAACAAGGAACUGCAUGACAAAUUCUUGAAACAUCCAUUGACUAUUAACUUCCUUGUGAAGGAUGUACAGAAGCUUCUUUGGAAGAAGAAGUAUGAUUUUAGUACAGCCAAUGGAAAUGUCAAGAAGGUUCAGGCGUGGUAUAAUCGUAGAAAGGCAGCCAAUGAACAGAGACGUAAGGAGGAGAAUGGUAAAACAUUAGACUCGAACACUUCCUGUCAGAGACACUCGGGCUGUGUGACUGAUGAAGAUCUGAUAAAACUUCGUCCAGUGGAAAAGAAAAAGUUAGACCUGACAGGCAAGCUGUAUCUGGCACCACUGACUACUGUGGGUAACCUGCCAUUCCGACGUGUAUGCAAGGGUUUUGGUGCGGACGUCACCUGUAGUGAGAUGGCCGUGGCAACCAAGCUGCUCCAAGCCAACCAGUCUGAGUGGGCGCUACUCAAACGACAUCGGUCCGAAGAUCUGUUUGGUGUUCAGGUGUGUGGUUCCUACCCCGACACCAUGACCCGCUGUGCCCAGCUGCUGACCGAGGUCACCACCAUUGACUUUGUGGACAUCAACUGUGGCUGCCCCAUUGAUAUGGUGUAUAAAAGAGGAGAAGGUGCAGCGUUGAUGUCCAAGCCUAACAAGCUGGAGCAGAUAGUGAAGAGCAUGACCUCGGUGCUGGACGUUCCCCUCACCCUCAAGAUGCGGACUGGCAUCUCGUCAGACAAGGACAUCGCACACAACCUUAUUCCUAAACUACGAGACUGGGGUGUGUCUGAAGUCACGCUCCAUGGUCGAUCACGGGAACAGCGCUACACCCGUCUAGCAGACUGGGACUACAUCAACCGCUGUGCCCAACUGGCAGCACCGAUGCCCGUGUUUGGGAAUGGAGAUGUCUUGUCCUAUGAAGAAUACUACCAGUACUUGGAUACCACAGCUGUGGGGGGCAUCAUGAUAGCCAGGUGAGAGGAGUACACAGUAUUUCAUUAUU